Messenger RNA from Monopterus albus (swamp eel), 1794 nucleotides. RefSeq names its product MAPK regulated corepressor interacting protein 2 (gene mcrip2). The record is from RefSeq and is a predicted model, not a curated record. Lineage: Eukaryota; Metazoa; Chordata; Actinopteri; Synbranchiformes; Synbranchidae. Bases 535 to 966 code for a protein of 143 amino acids. The transcript has 5 exons.
UUCUUGCUUAGUUCUUGACGCUGGACAAGCAUGGUGCGUUUCCGUCCUGAUGAAAAUAUCAAAGUGUGCGGUGUCCUUGUAUUGUCUCGGAGAGCACAGGUGUCACAGUCGGCCCCGGAACCUCAGCGGAGCGGAGAGGACAGCGUGUCCCCCACCGAGCGUCUGUCCUCGACCGAUAGGAUCCACCGUGUCCCCGGCAUGCGGAGCCGCUUUCUCCUUGACUGACCUACACGCCGCCCCUCGCUGGAGCAGUGGACGUCACUCAUUGCGCUCAGCACCUGCUGAUUAAAAGGGGCAGUGGGCAACAAGUGAAAGUGAGUGUGUUUCAGGCUGCAGGCCGACUCUCUAGCAGCUGACCUGGGCAACAAAAUAAGCCACGUUACGAAAUUCUUCCAGUCGUGGCUGCGCCAGGAGCAGCGCACCGAGGAGUUGAAGUUGCGCAGCUGACCGUCGGUGUUUGCACACACAAAUUUAAAACACAUAAGUUUUAAAACACGAAUACGGCAGUUGUUUGAGGAGGUUACCGGCGUUCACAUGAUGUACACAAUCACCAGAGGUCCCAGCAAACUUGUUACACAACGGAGGACAGGUCCCACACAACAGAUCGAGAGCAAAUUCAGCGACUUGAAACUGAAGCCGAGGUCUUGGCUGACGUCCAACUCUCCGCCGCCGAAAAUCGUCUUCAACCGCCCCAAUGGGAAACGCUACCACAGUGCAGCCAUGCAGAAAGCCGACAGCCCGGCAGAGGGAUUCACUCCUGCACAUGAGGAAAACGUUAGAUUUGUAUAUGAAGCAUGGCAGGAGGUGGAGCAGAAACUGGGGGAUGGUGGGGAGUCGACCAACAGCCAGGGGCCCAUUCAGUAUGCUGAGAAGACAUCGAGUGCUGCAAUGAAGAACUUUGUGCCCAUAGACCUGGAGGAGUGGUGGGCUCAGCGAUUCCUCGCCAACAUUGCCAACCUGUCGUGACUGUAGGCGGCUCUGAGCCAGGACAGGAAGAAGCAUGCUGAUGUUUCAUUAGUGAAGGCAUCACAAGAGUGAAGAGGAGCAGAAUCUGUCUCCAGGUUCUGUGGUUUAAGUGGGUCGUGCUUAAUUUCGAAUCUGAUUUGACACCCCAUGCUUCACACUGCUGUACAGAAAAUGAGAUGCACAACACAAAACUGCCCCUGAUGUGACAACAGAGCCCUGACUGUGAACUUGAACAGCGUGGACCUGAUGUUGUUGCUCAGAGGGCCCGCCUCUCUCUACUUGAAUGAUGUAUUGGAGAGACGUUAACAUUUUUCAUGUUAAAGAACCUGCCUCCUUUCACACGUGUGCUCAGCUGUAUAUAUGUCUUGGCUGAUCCUUUGGAUAUAAAAUGAUUGAAGCAAAAAAGUAAAAUGUUUCUCAAAAAUUGCUGUAUACAAUCACUUAUUUCAAUUUCCACACAUUCUUGAUUUAGUAUUAAUACAAGGUGAAAUACCAAAUGCUAAGGACUCAUUUUUGUGCCAUUAUGUACAGAUGACGACAGAGGGGCUGUGAAAUGUAUUUCAUACAUCUGUGUGGAUGAAAGGCAUCAUUUCUGAUGGUUUUUAUUUUUGACAUUUUAAUACAAACCCUAUUCUGAAGAAAUAUUUGAAUGUUUGUUUAAAAAAAAAAAGAAAACAGUAAAACCUGAAGCCUUCAUUGGACUAAUCACUUGUUGGUUGUCCAGGAAUAGUGCUCAUAGAUUAUUAUUUUUUUUUAUGGCCUAUUCUCACAGCACCUUAUUUGAAGAUUUAACAUUCCCAUCACUGAAGUAAAACCCGCACUUUUAAA